This is a messenger RNA of Numida meleagris (helmeted guineafowl), 1163 nucleotides long. Its product is annotated as survival motor neuron protein-like. Gene Ontology annotation, biological process: mRNA processing. Gene Ontology annotation, molecular function: RNA binding. The transcript is spliced from 9 exons. Bases 67 to 861 code for a protein of 264 amino acids. Gene Ontology annotation, cellular component: nucleus; cytoplasm. NCBI's taxonomy places the organism in Eukaryota, Metazoa, Chordata, Aves, Galliformes, Numididae. The record is from RefSeq and is a predicted model, not a curated record.
UGGCCCCGCCCGCCGGAAGCGCGUGGGGCGCAUGCGCAGAGGGCAGGCGCGUGGGGCGGGGCGGCCAUGGCGGGCAGGGUGCUGUUCCGGCGUGGAACCGGGCAGAGCGACGACUCGGACAUGUGGGACGACACGGCCCUCAUCAAGGCGUACGACAAGGCGGUGGCCUCCUUCAAGAAUGCUUUGAAGAACGGGGAAUGCUCAGAGCCUUCGGAUAAACAGGAGCAGCGGCCAGGGAUGAAAAGGAAAAACAGCAAGAAGAACAGGAACAGAAAUAAGAGCCAUGCGAUGCCGGUGAAACAGUGGAAAGUUGGUGACAGCUGUAACGCUGUUUGGUCUGAGGAUGGUAACGUGUACCCAGCAACUAUUGCCUCCAUAAAUUUGAAGAGGGGUACAUGUGUCGUUACGUACACCGGAUAUGGAAAUAAGGAGGAACAGAACCUGGCUGAUCUACUUCCUCCAGCUAGCGAUGAAACGAAUGAAAAUGAGACUCCAUAUUCAACAGAUGAAAGUGAAAAAUCUUCCCAGUCGCAUCGAAAUGAAAAUAACUGCACAAAAGCAAGGUUCUCUCCUAAAAACUCAAGGUUUCCCAUACCACCGGCAGCCCCAGGCUUGGGAAGGCAUGGAUCAAAAUUCAGAACACUUCCACCAUUCCUGUCGUGCUGGCCCCCACCCUUUCCAGCAGGACCACCGUUGAUUCCUCCUCCGCCACCAAUGGGGCCAGAUUCUCCUGAGGAUGAUGAAGCACUGGGGAGCAUGCUGAUAGCUUGGUAUAUGAGCGGUUAUCACACGGGAUAUUACCUGGGGUUAAAACAAAGUCGAAUGGAAGCGGCCCUAGAGAGGGAAGCCUGUCUAAAAUAACUGAAUAGCCAUCACUCUUCUGAAGGAUUACAGGUACAAAUGUUUCUCACUGAGAGAGAUGCUCACUUGUGCGCUGGGUGAUGGUGAAGAUCAAAAUUUUAGCAAAGAUGAUAAAUCUUUGCUUUCUUAACAGCGAGCUACCCAUGGUAACAGGUAGACAAAUUACUCGAGAGUAGUAAUUAUAUGUGCACUGAAACAAGCUAUUUCUUGGUGACAUCUUGGCAUAUGAGUUUAGAAAGUACUGACACAAUAAAGUGUUUUUUUACUUUCUUGAAGCAAAAUAAUAAGUCCAUCAAGUGUUU